This is a messenger RNA of Solanum pennellii, 1698 nucleotides long. RefSeq lists its product as uncharacterized. The coding region runs from base 1 to 1698 and encodes 565 amino acids. The record is from RefSeq and is a predicted model, not a curated record. The transcript is spliced from 5 exons. NCBI's taxonomy places the organism in Eukaryota, Viridiplantae, Streptophyta, Magnoliopsida, Solanales, Solanaceae.
AUGACGACUUCUCAUUCCAAAUUGAGUUUGAAGCUUUUGAUUGACCCCAAAGCUAAAAAAGUCCUCUUUGCAGAGGCUGAAAAGGAUUGCGUUGAUUUUCUGUUUCACAUUCUUUCAUUGCCGGUGAGCACUGUUAUCAGGCUUCUCAAGACGAAAGGAUUGAAUUAUGGGUGCUUGCGUAACCUCUACGAUAGCGUAGAGAAUCUAAACGAAACAUAUAUUCAGUCUAACCAAGACAAGAACAUCCUUUUAAAACCAAAAUCUCCAGUUGGGAUAUUUUCUGUUCCUUUUCUAGCACUUAAUGACGUUCCUGCACAAAAGAUAUCUUAUGGAUGUUCUCGUUACGCAUGUGGUUCCAUCAGUUAUAGUAUUUAUUAUGUUACUGAUGACCCUAAUUCUAAAUGUCCAAAUUGUUGGUAUCCUAUGUCAAGAAAGUUGACGUAUCUUGUUCCACAAGAAGUGAAGGAACCUGUGGGUACUACAGGCACUGGUUUUGUAAAGGAGGCAGUGAAAUACAUGGUGAUGGAUGAUUUGGUCGUAAAGCCUAUCUCCGUUGUAUCUAGCAUCACCGCUCUAAACAGUUACUUUAAUAUCAAGGAUGUUUCUUCCUUGCAGGAGAAAGUUGUAAAUUUAGGAAUGGAAGAGGCGCUGAAGUUGCUCAAGGCAUCGUUUGAAUCAAAAACAGUUCUGACUAGUGUUUUCAUGACCAGUGCAAAGCGAAAAAGAGCUUUUCACUUUCCGAAAGAGAGAAAAUUCUAUAGAUGUAACUCUAAAUGCACUUCUUUUGUCACAGAAGUUUAUAAAAGUAUCUGCCCAGUUUGUAAGAAUUAUAUGAUUGUAGAUGUAUACAAUGCUAAUCCAGGUGUUACAUGUGGAUUUGUGAAGGAGAUGGUGAAAUACAUGGUGAUGGAUGAUUUGGUCGUUAAGCCCAUGUCCGCCGUCUCUAGCAUCACCGCUCUUAAAGAAAACUUUAAAAUCAAGGAUAUUGCUUCUCUACAAGAGGAAGAAGUUGUAUCUUUUGGAAUUGAAGAGAUUGACACUAAGGCUAAAAAAAUACUAUUCGCUGAGGCUGAAAAGAGUUGUGUGGAUUUCUUGUUUCUCAUUCUCUCAUUGCCGGUGGCCACAGUCAUUAAGCUUCUUAAGAAAAAAGGGAUGAAUUAUGGAUGCUUGCCUAAACUCUAUGACAGUGUUGAUAAUUUGAACGACAACUAUAUUCAGUCUAAGGAUAGCCUUUUGAAACCCAAGUCAUCUGUAAUAGGGAUCGCUUCCAUUCCUUUUCUAUCGAUUGAUGACGUUCCAAUGACACAUAAGACCAUUUAUGGAUGUUCCAAUUAUAGCUACAGUCAUAAUACUGUUUCUGAUUGCCCUAGUGCAAAAUGUACAAGUUGUAAUAGUCUUAUGACAAGAAUUUUGACGUAUGUUGCUCCACCGAUAGCGAGUGGAGCUGUGGCAUCGACAAGUGGUUUUGUGAAGGAUGUUGUGACAUACAUGGUGAUGGAUGACUUGGUAAUUAAGCCUAUGUCCACCAUUUCUAGCAUUACUCUUCUCAACAAGUUCAAUGUCAAGGAUGUUGGUGUACUUCAAGAGGAAGUUGUUCAUUUUGGAAUGGAAGAGGCGCUGAAGUUGUUGAAGGCAUCCUUUGAGUCGAAGACAGUCCUGACUAGUGUUUUCAUGAGCGCCAUAAAAUUGUCGAAAUAG